AUGGCUGUGAAUAACCAGAAUGGAGGCGUGUUCUUUCUUUAUGGUUACGGCGGUACAGGCAAAACCUAUAUGUGGAGAACAUUAGCUUCUUAUAUAAGAUCAAAGAAACAAAUAUGUUUGACAGUUGCUUCUUCUGGAAUUGCCUCACUAUUACUUCCAGGUGGCCGGACGGCGCAUUCUAAAUUCAAAAUUCCGAUUCCCACGCUUGAAUCUUCCACAUGCGACAUAAACAAAGGGAGCGAUAGAGGUGAUCUACUAAAACUAUCAAAGUUGAUAAUCUGGGAUGAGGCUCCAAUGUGUCAUAAAUUUUGUUUUGAGGCAUUGGAUAAAACUCUGAAGGAUAUCAUGGGUGGAUCCAAAGCAUCAAAUAAAAUAUUUGGAGGUAAGGUAAUAGUCUUCGGCGGUGAUUUCAGGCAAAUUCUUUCGGUUAUUCCAAGAGGCAGCCGCUCAGAUAUAGUUCAUGCUACAAUAAAUUCAUCAUACAUAUGGGAUCACUGCAAGGUUUUGAAACUUACAAAGAACAUGCGACUACAGCAGUCGGCAACAUCCAGCAGUUCUGCAGAGUUAAGACAUUUCUCAGAUUGGAUUUUAACUGUUGGAGAUGGGAAGAUAUCAGAACCAAAUGAUGGUCAAGAGAAAGAGUAUUUAAGCUCGGAUUCAGUUGAUACCACAGACGGUGACGACAAUGAAUCUUUUGAUGUUUUAACUCCUGAAUUUUUGAAUGCCUUGCAAGCUUCCGGUGUCCCCAAUCAUAAAAUCAAAUUGAAGAUCGGUACUCCAAUAAUGCUUCUCAGGAAUAUUGAUCAAGCAGAAGGUCUUUGCAAUGGAACACGUCUCAUUGUUACCAAAUUGGCCGAUCAUGUUAUCGAAGCAAAAAUUAUUUCUGGAAAGAACAUUGGUGGUGUCGUAUACAUUGCACGAAUGGACAUAACUCUGACUCAAUCCCCAUGGCCCUUCCGAAUGACCAGAAGACAGUUUCCUAUAACGGUAUGCUACGCUAUGACAAUUAACAAAUCUCAAGGUCAGUCUUUAGAUUUUGUCGGUAUAUAUUUGCCAAGAAGCGUGUUCAGCCAUGGUCAAUUUUAUGUGGCAGUUUCAAGAGUAAAGAGCAAAAAGGGUCUAAAGAUUUUAAUUCACGACAAAGACAAACAACCAUUGUCGGUGACGACGAAUGUCGUUUUCAAAGAAGUCUUUGAAAAUUUAUAG
Molecule: messenger RNA, 1206 nt
Organism: Vicia villosa (hairy vetch)
Lineage: Eukaryota; Viridiplantae; Streptophyta; Magnoliopsida; Fabales; Fabaceae
Exons: 2
Coding region: 1-1206 (401 amino acids)
Biological process (GO): telomere maintenance; DNA repair
Molecular function (GO): DNA helicase activity
Source: RefSeq, a predicted model, not a curated record